AUGCCUAGACAUCUACCAUUACGUAUAAGUAUAAGAGACUGUUUAGUUUUAGUUAUACUAGUCAUAUUUAAUACAAUUCAAAUAACGGAUAUGGCAAAUAAUAACAUGGACAUCCAAAGCAAGGAGAAUAAAAUAAAAGAUGACAUGACCGACAAGGGUGUAAAUUUCAGUGACAAUGAAGAGUAUUUGAAAAGUUGUUCAUCUAUGGAUAAGGAUGUAGUUGAGUGUAACACUUUGCAAUAUCCUUGCAUAGAUUGUGAGCGGAGCAUAGAUUGCCGUUAUGGAGCAUUCUACAACUACACCUGUACUGUGAAGCCAAAAAUUAAUUGCAAUGGUCCAAUCAAAUUUAACAGAACGGCAAUGUGCCGAUUCUGUUAUCAAACUGAGAGAUGGGAACAUCGCUGUGAGCAAAAAGCAAACUGUAAUUCUCUGUCAUCACCUUUGAAAUAUUAUUUGACAAACUGCACAGUCUCAGAUGAUAUAGUGUGCCUAGGAAAACGAAGAUUUCUAAAAAAAAUUCGAUGUUCUUGGACUUCCGGCACAAGAUGGGGUACUGCAUUAAUUUUAGCCUUGACACUUGGUGGAUUUGGUGCAGACCGCUUUUACUUAGGUCAUUGGCAAGAAGGCAUAGGGAAACUCUUCAGUUUUGGAGGACUAGGAGUAUGGACCUUAGUAGAUGCUUUGUUAAUUGGAAUCCAUCAUUUGGGCCCUGCUGAUGGCUCACUGUAUAUUUAA
Messenger RNA from Arctia plantaginis, 735 nucleotides. NCBI's taxonomy places the organism in Eukaryota, Metazoa, Arthropoda, Insecta, Lepidoptera, Erebidae. The record is from the annotation of a GenBank genome assembly.